UGACUGAUUCAUCAACACAGUGCCAUACACUAGAGUUUAUACAAUAAUACAUGACUGUAUAAGUUAUAGUUAUGGGUGAUUAAAGUUUAGUAGAAAUGGCUACACCAGAAACGAAAGUGUUGGAAAAGUGUUAUCCUGAUCUCGUGAAGUGUAUUGAAAUAGCACCUACUGAUGUAGCAGUUAAGGUUAGACCACAUGGAUUACUUUCACCAAAGGAUUUUAUAUACAUCAACAAUGACAAUCGAGACAGAGAUGAUAAAGCAAUAAGAUUGUUAGACUCUGUGAGCAAUCAGGUGUUGAUAAACAAAGAAUCUUUUCAUCUGUUUGUUAGUGCUUUGAAGGAAGCUGGAACUUUUACAAAGAGUGCAGUUGCUUUGCUUGAAGCAACAUACAAGGACAUUUCAAAUCCUUCCUUUUGUGCAGAUGAUCUCAAUGUCAAGGAGCUGCCCCCUGAUUCUGCAAGCAAAUCUCCGACAGCUUCACAGCCUCAUGCAGCUGCCUGCAAGAUAGAGGAGAUGCAGAUGUUUUGUACCGCUGACGAUGAGAAAUUGGAGCAGGUUGACCCCUCCAACAUCCCAACAGAUGCUCAGGGUGGGGUAGCACGACUCCACUUACUGUGGGAUGUGGAGCAAAUUCCAGAGCUGAAGAUACAUUUCUUGAAUCCCGACAUUCUUGAGGACGAGCACUGGAAAUGUGGGCAUGCGGGUCCCUUAACAGUCGACACUAUCCUGGCUUGGGCUGCUGUCUGGAAUAGCCAUGCUGACAACUACCCACAGAUUGCUGAGGGACUAGCAACAAAGGAAAAAGCCCAUAUCCGUGUGGAAUUUCGGAGGAAAGGGAUCUCAUGGUCCAAGGUUGGAACCACAGCCACCUGGCAAAGUGACAAGAAGAAACCAACGAUGGUGCUCAACUUGUAUGGCAUGACAAAAGCUGACCAGAGAAGCAUGGUGAUUCAUGAGUUUGGCCAUGCUCUAGGACUGGAUCACGAGCAUCAGCGAUCUGACUUCUGGGAUGUGCUGGAAUCAAAAGAUGAGGAUGAAGAAUAUCGAUUUAUUAUUGGGAAAAGGCGAAUGAAGAGUGGAAAUGGUGGGCGUUGCCAGCGAGCUUGUGAUGCAGUUUUCAGAGCUAAGCUGAAGGAGCCAUCCGGAAGAAAAGAAUCCUGUUACGAUUCUGACAGUAUUAUGCACUAUUGGUUUGACAAAAACUGGUUGUUGCCGGAGUAUCACAAAAGUGCGAAUGUGGCUAAGGUUAGGAAUGAGCGGGAGAGGAAGGUGCUAUUUGGAGUUCAUAAACGUGACUACCACAAUGGGAAUCUGGCAGAAAAACCAUCCAAGCUGGACUAUGAGACAUUGAAUAGGGCCUAUGAAAAACCAAGUGGGCUACCCGGCCCACCUGAUGCUGCUGCUGCUCCUCCAACGUUAACCACUGCCCAGUACACAAAGCCUGAAGUUCAGACUGAAGCAACUGCAGCCCAGUUGAGUCAACAGUGUUCUAAUGACGCUCUCAUCCAGUUGUCUACCGAGAUUGCUGACUAUAACGGUUUCAAAGUCAGGCUGGGCCUCAGUGAUGCUGAAAUUAACGCUAUUGAUCAGACACCUGCCACAAUUAAUGAUAUUCAAGGGAGAUUUUUGACUGCUUUGAAAACGUGGCAGAGUACAGGCAUGUUGGAAACACCAGCUACAUGUACUUAUGGUCGAUUAAUGGACAUUGCUAGGAAUAAGAAGGACGGGUUUGCAUUUAAGAGUAUUCAAAGGGCUUGUAUCAAGUAUGCAGGCUGCUGAGAAGGUAUAUACUUGAGGUCAAGGUGACGUCUAAGUGCACUCACUGUAGCCAUGGUACAAUUCAAUCAAAAUUGGAGACAUGCCUUUUUACCUGCGGGAAAGCAAGGCGUCCAGUUGUCUACACGCAUGAGAAGUCAACUCAUCUAUUUUUCACUUGGUUGAGUUAAUGGUCUUUACUCUUUUUCACCUGAUGAGAUCUAUGCUGCAUGCAUGAGUGCACUAAUGCUUGUAGAGUCACAUGUGCAGGAAGCAUAAAGUAGUGGAUAGAGUGGAGUGGGGGAGUGGAGGCUAGGCACUCACCCCUCAAUUAUUAUGUAAUAGUGCUUAGGCCAAAUUAUUAUAAUUAUAGACACCUACAUGCAUUAAUUUGCACCCAUGUUUCAAUCUGUUCCUAUAAUUUAUGCCACAGUUUCAAUUUUGCAAAAUGGUUCUAGCCAAACUAUUUCCACUGUGUGCACCUGUUCACACUGAUGUCUAUGCAUGCAUAUACUUCAGAAGCAUACAUUCAUGGCAAUUAUGGGGUAAACAAUAUUCAUAGCUAUAAUACCCCAAAGGAAGUACUGCUCUCAUGUGACAUCAGCCUGAUUCAUCAACACAGUGAUACAUUACUGUAU
Halichondria panicea is the source of this 2395-nucleotide messenger RNA. RefSeq lists its product as uncharacterized. Lineage: Eukaryota; Metazoa; Porifera; Demospongiae; Suberitida; Halichondriidae. Gene Ontology annotation, molecular function: metalloendopeptidase activity. The record is from RefSeq and is a predicted model, not a curated record. Bases 96 to 1781 code for a protein of 561 amino acids. The transcript has 9 exons.